Peronospora belbahrii is the source of this 1611-nucleotide messenger RNA. Lineage: Eukaryota; Oomycota; Peronosporomycetes; Peronosporales; Peronosporaceae. The record is from the annotation of a GenBank genome assembly.
AUGGCGUCUUCUUCGGCUGUAUUACAGCAGAAUUUAGGUGAAUCCGAAGUAUUUGAUCUUGUAUGUGAUUAUCUACGUACACGUCAAUUCUUUCAAGCUGAACGUACGUUACGUUCUGAACGUGAAGCUACAAGUUCUCCCAAAGCUUUCGUCUCACCAAUAGCUUCCAAUCAGCACCAACAGCAGAAUGACAUACCCCCUUCUUCUUCUACUUCAUUAGCUUCUCGUCUUGAAUUCAUGUUGGAACGUAGUUAUGUCACCCAAUUAGUAUCUGGCACAGGAGGUCAAAGUGAACCUGAAAAGAUUUUCAUUCCACGUCAUGAAAUUGAAUUGAUGCCAAAACGAACACGACUUCAUUUAGACGGUAAUGAAGCACUGGAAAUGGAGGAAAGGCAUCGAAAUGUAUUGGAAAAUGGACAAACCAAUGACAAUGAAUUUCAACUUAGUACACGUCUUGUAAGCUUUGAAGCUUGUAAAGAUGAUCCCCAUGGUUCUGCGACAAUGCCUAUUUAUCAGACAUCGACAUUUGCACAACCUUCUGGUACAACCUUUGGAGCUUAUGAUUAUACACGUUCAGGAAAUCCAACUCGUGCUGCAUUAGAACGUCAAAUGGCUGAAUUAGAAUACGGUCAUCGUGCAUUUGCUUUUACUAGUGGUAUGGCUGCAUUAUCUGCUGUCUCUCGUUUAGCACAUUCUGGUGAUGAAAUUAUACUUUCUGAUGAUUCCUAUGGUGGCACAUAUCGUUUACUUAGUAAAAUUGCAGCCAAGAAUGGAAUUCAUGUCAAGUAUGUGGAUUUAUCUGGUGAAAAUGGACACAAGAAUUUACUUGCAGCUCUUUCGGACAAGACGAAAUUGGUUAUGAUGGAAUCACCAACGAAUCCCAUGCAGCGGAUUUGUGAUAUUAAACAUCUUGCACAAGCUACACAUACCGUUGGUGCAUUGUUAUCGGUAGAUAAUACAAUGCUCAGUCCAAUUUUGCAAAAUCCAUUGAAACUUGGUGCUGAUAUUGUCGUGCACUCGGCAACUAAGUUUAUAUGUGGACACAGUGAUACGAUGUCGGGCAUUGUUAUUGCAAAGGAUCCAGAGCUUUGCCGUGAUGUCUACUUUUAUCAGAAUGCUGAGGGCACGGGCCUUGCGCCGUUUGAUUGCUGGCUACUGUUACGUGGUAUCAAAACCAUGAGUCUGCGUGUCCUUGCAGCUCAAAAGAAUGCUAUCAAGGUCGCCAACUUUUUGAACGACCACCCGUUAAUCAAGACGGUACAUUACACGAAUUUACUGCCCAAGAACUCGUCGGAUCGCCUGAUCCACGACUCGCAGUCUCGUGGCUGUGGCUCUGUUGUGUGCUUUCGCACUGGCUCGCUUGCCUUCUCGCAACAUUUGCUGACGGUGACUAAGCUUUUCAAGAUUACAGUGAGCUUUGGUAGUGUAAACUCGCUGAUCUCGUUGCCUGGUGCAAUGUCUCACGCCAGUAUUCCAGAAGAGGUACGCAAAGCGCGUUCGUUUCCCGAAGAUUUGGUGCGUCUGUCCAUUGGCGUUGAGGACGCGAACGAUCUCAUCAAGGAUCUUUCACAGGCGCUGCAAUCGUACGUGCCCUCUCAGGAGACGCAAUAA